Molecule: messenger RNA, 1878 nt
Organism: Candoia aspera
Lineage: Eukaryota; Metazoa; Chordata; Lepidosauria; Squamata; Candoiidae
Gene: SLC28A3
Product: solute carrier family 28 member 3
Exons: 17
Coding region: 1-1878 (625 amino acids)
Biological process (GO): pyrimidine nucleoside transport; purine nucleoside transmembrane transport
Cellular component (GO): plasma membrane
Molecular function (GO): purine-specific nucleoside:sodium symporter activity; pyrimidine- and adenosine-specific:sodium symporter activity
Source: RefSeq, a predicted model, not a curated record
AUGUCGGGAACAGAAGAUCCUGAUAAUGAUUUUCCAAAGACAAAUGGUAUUGCAUUGAGAAACAGAAACUUGGAAGGAAGUAACUCCCUUCAUCCUGAUGAGCAUGAGACAAACAUCAGUAUUGACAAUGAACCACAUGGAAACCAACCUGAAUCAAGAGACAACAAGGAACUUGGGUGCAAGGGGAAACUUGCAAGGAAAUAUGAUGAGGCCCUUCAAUUUUGCAGGAAACAUAAAACUAGAAUUCGAUACGUAAUUUAUGGAAUACUAAUUACAGCUUAUCUGGCAAUGGUGAUUGCAGCCUGCAUCUUGAAUUUUCACAGAGCUUUGGCUCUCUUCAUACUCACUCUCCUAGCCAUUUUUUUCAUCUGUUGGGACUUUUUGAUAGCCAGAUAUGAGGGUAAAAUCGCAGAAUCACUUUCUCCUUUUGGAAGAUUUCUCAAAGCUCAAUGGUUUUGGCUGAAAUGGGUAGUGUGGAUCAUCUUAAUUGUUGCUGCUGUGUGCUGGUUAAUCUUUGAUACUGCCAAGCAAGGAACCAAUCAGCUCAUUUCCUUUGGUGGGCUUAUCAUGUAUAUUCUCUUGAUGCUGAUCUUCUCCAAAUACCCAACUAAAGUUGUAUGGAGACCAGUAAUCUGGGGGAUUGCAAUGCAGUUUGUUCUUGGACUUAUUACCUUGAGGACCAAAGCAGGAUUUGAUGCAUUCAAUUGGCUUGGUAAGCAAGUGCAGACCUUCCUGGGAUACUCAGAUGCUGGUGCUAAAUUUGUAUUUGGUAAAAAGUAUACUGAUCACUUCUUUGCUUUCAAGGUGCUGCCCAUUGUCAUUUUCUUCAGUACAGUGAUGUCUAUGCUAUACCAUGUUGGAUUCAUGCAGUGGCUUAUUAAAAAGGUUGGAUGGAUCAUGCAAAUUACCUUACAGACAAGUCCAGUAGAAUCUUUAGUUGCAGCUGGCAAUAUAUUUGUGGGAAUGUCAGAGUCUCCUCUCAUGGUAAGGCCUUAUCUGCCCUACGUUACCAAGUCUGAACUCCAUGCUAUCAUGACAGCAGGAUUUGCCACCAUUGCUGGAAGUGUUUUAGGAGCAUAUAUUUCCUUUGGGGUUUCAGCUUCCCAUUUAUUAACUGCUUCCGUGAUGUCAGCACCAGCAGCUUUAGCUGUCGCCAAACUCUUUUGGCCUGAGACUGAGAAUCUCCAGAUAAGUGCACAACAGAAUACAAAAAUGGAAAAGGGAGAAGCCAGGAACCUGUUGGAAGCUGCCAGCCAAGGUGCUAGUACUGCCAUCUCCCUGGUAGCAAACAUUGCUGUGAAUCUGAUAGCCUUUCUUGCCUUGUUGGCCUUCUUCAAUGCUGUCCUGUCUUGGCUGGGGAACAUGUUUGGCUACCCACAACUAAGUUUUGAGAUAAUCUGUUCAUAUCUGUUUAUGCCAUUUUCUUUUAUGAUGGGGGUAGACUGGGAAGACAGCUUUAUUGUUGGUGGGCUCCUUGGUUAUAAGACUUUCUUCAAUGAAUUUGUGGCUUAUGAACAUCUUGCAACCUUCAUUCGACUAAGAAAGAAGGGAGGGAAAAUGUACAUCAAUGGUGUGAAACAGUACUUGAGUAUCCGAUCGGAAACAAUUGCCACUUAUGCCCUUUGUGGAUUUGCAAAUUUUGGUUCAGUGGGCAUGAUACUUGGAGCACUAUCAUCUUUGGCUCCCUCUAGGAAGAGAGACAUUGCAGGGGGAGCCUUCAGGGCCAUGAUUGCUGGCACUGUGGCCUGCUUCAUGACAGCUUGUGUUGCAGGUAUAUUAUCUAAAAAUCCAUGUGCAUCUUUAUUGGAAAGCAACUUCCAUAUGACUGACAAUAGCACAGAAAUAGUUACAUGCUGUUUAAACCUCUUUAACAGGUAA